This is a messenger RNA of Eruca vesicaria subsp. sativa (arugula), 1029 nucleotides long. The record is from the annotation of a GenBank genome assembly. Lineage: Eukaryota; Viridiplantae; Streptophyta; Magnoliopsida; Brassicales; Brassicaceae.
AUGUUGAGAGUUUAUGUAUUAUUGAUAAUAUGUAUGCAUGUUUGUUGUGCUUCUAGUGAUUGCACAAGUCACGAAGACCAUGACGUUGUGUCACAAGAAGAAGCAGAGAAGGCAACAACGCUGAAGCUCGGUUCCAUAGCUUUGCUUCUUGUCGCUGGAGGUCUCGGCGUGAGUUUACCGUUGAUAGGGAAGAAGAUUCCGGCGUUACAGCCGGAGAACGAUAUCUUCUUCAUGGUGAAAGCCUUCGCUGCAGGGGUGAUACUAUGUACUGGUUUUGUCCAUAUAUUACCAGACGCGUUCGAGAGACUUAGCUCGCCUUGUCUGGAAGACACUGCAGCUGGUAAGUUCCCGUUUGCUGGUUUUGUCGCCAUGUUGUCUGCGAUGGGGACGCUUAUGAUUGAUACGUUUGCAACGGCUUAUUACAAGAGGCAACAUAGUAUGGGGACUAAGCAAGUGAACGUGGUUGAGGAUGAAGAGCAUGCGGGUCAUGUUCAUGUACACACGCAUGCUAGUCAUGGACAUGCACAUGGCUCGACGGAGUUGAUCAGGAGAAGGAUUGUGUCACAGGUUCUUGAGAUUGGGAUAGUUGUGCAUUCGGUUAUAAUAGGGAUAUCUCUUGGAGCUUCACAGAGUAUAGACACUAUAAAGCCACUCAUGGCUGCACUUUCUUUCCAUCAGUUCUUUGAAGGUCUUGGCCUCGGUGGCUGCAUUUCUCUCGCGGAGUUACAGUCUAAAUCCACCGUGAUAAUGGCGACAUUCUUCUCAGUGACGGCGCCUGUGGGGAUAGGGAUAGGGAUGGGGAUGUCAAGUGGUAUAGGCUACAGAAGAGAGAGCAAAGAGGCAGUAAUGGUGGAAGGAAUGUUGAACGCUGCAUCAGCUGGGAUUCUCAUUUACAUGUCACUCGUUGAUCUUCUUGCUCCUGACUUUGUUAAUCCAAGAUUGCAAUCUAAUCUCUGGCUUCACUUAGCUGCCUUUCUCUCCCUCCUCCUCGGCGCUUCUUCCAUGUCUCUCUUAGCCAUUUGGGCGUGA